Molecule: messenger RNA, 9514 nt
Organism: Electrophorus electricus (electric eel)
Lineage: Eukaryota; Metazoa; Chordata; Actinopteri; Gymnotiformes; Gymnotidae
Source: RefSeq, a predicted model, not a curated record
AACCCUUGUACUAAACGAUGGAAGACCCACAUCACUGAAUCUCCUGAAAAUCCAGACCCGCAGUUUCCUCACUCCACCGUUUCCGACUGGAAGGAGGUGGUCGGAUUCAGGGAAUGAAACAGCUGCGUAUUUCAGGUUCAGAGCAGGAAUGUAUUUAUACCAGCGUUUUACUCACAAAUAUUUGGGGUAUUAGAUUGUUAAUAGCCCAUAAAAAGGACAAGAGUUUCGUUUGUAAUUAAAGUGAAUAAACGGAUUCUUCCUAAUUUAAGACACUGACGUCUAGUCAUACAGCACUGGCUAAGAGUGAAUCAUCUUUAGCCUAGCUACAGGCGGUAGGGAUGCCUUGCAUUAAACAGGAGGCCUAAAACUGUCUUUUAUGCCGUUUGAAUCUCAACCAACAAGUCUCACAAUGGAGGAAAUUCUUCGAAAGCUUCAAAAAGAUGCCUCUGGGAGUAAAUAUAAAGCUAUUCGGGAUGCUUGUACCUUCGCGUGCGAAACACUAGAUGCUCAAAAUGGCUCAGCUAAGACCUCACCAUCAAAGCUCAGGGAGAGAUGCCUCUUCCCUUUGCAGCUGGCCCUGGAGUCCAAAAACCCCAAGCUGGCCCAGACAGCCCUCUCAGGAAUGCAGAAGAUCCUUUGUGAGGAUCGCUUUGUUGCUGCGGAAACAAAGGGGUCAGGGAAGCAACUGCUGAGUCAAGUGCUCGAGGCUGUCAGCGUGACUCCCACUCUGAAUGAAGACUUACAGGUGGAGGUCAUGAAGGUCUUGCUGUGUGUCACCUACUCAUCUGCCUUUGAGGUCAAUGGCAACAACAUUUUGAGCAUUGCUGAGGUGUGUAUCGACACAUACAUAUCGAGUUGUCAUCAGAGAAGCAUCAACACAGCAGUGAGGGCCACACUCAGUCAGAUACUUGGAGAUCUCACCCUCCAACUGCACCAUAGACAUGAGAAUGCAGGUGCAGAUGGAGUGGAGUCUCUGCCCCAGCGCAAAGACAUCUCUCCCACUACUGCAGCCUUGUUUGAGGAUGUGGUGACCGUCCUCACUGUGUUCUGCGAUAAACUGGAGUCUGUUUCAAAUGAGAACCAACUGCUGCAGCUGCUGUAUCUGGAGUGCAUUCUAGCCAUGCUUAACAGCUGUCCUCCCACAAUGCACCUGCACCGUCUCUUCAUGGACCUUGUCUGGAAACAGCUGUGUCCAACGCUGGUGGUGAUCACAGGGAACCCUGUCAAUGACAAAACCAUCACUUCAGCUCAUGGAGGCCCUUGCCCAGAGUCGGAGCCUGCAUGCGGGGCAGGGGUGACCGACCAGGGCAGGGGCUCGGGCUGCUCCUCCAGCGCCCCCGCCAUCAUCGGCCCCGUGGUGCGCACCGUCUGCUACAUCGCUGCCGAGCUGGUCCGCCUGGUGGGCUGUGUGGAGUCCAUGAAGCCCGUGCUGCAGUCGCUCUACCAUCGCAUCCUGCUCUACCCACCACCACAGCACAGGGUAGAGGCUAUCAAGAUCAUGAGGGAGAUCCUUGGAAGCCCACAGCGCUUGUUUGACCUCGCUGGCCCAUGUGUUACUGAGCCUGAAACCAGGAAGAGAUCCUUCUCGAAGAGGAAGUCACAUCUUGACCUCCUCAAAUUGGUGAUGGAUGGGAUGACCGAGGCUUGUGUGAAAGGUGGGAUUGAAGCCUGCUAUUCAUCAGUUUCUUGUGCCUGUGCCUUAUUGGGUGCCCUGGAUGAGCUCAGCCAGGGGCGGGGCCUGCAGACAGACCAGGCCCACCUUUUGCUGCGGCGACUGGACGAGUUGAAAGAGGGGGUAGAGUCAGCACGGGAAUCAGUCGAGCUGAACGAGGCUGACUUCCGCUGGCAGCGGCGCGUGCUAUCCAAUGAAAAUGCCCCGUGGGAGCCAGGCAUCCCUGAGUGCAGCCCUGACAUCAGUAUCAGCGUCACCACCGACACAGGCAAGACCACUCUGGAGGGGGAUCUAGGCCAAACCACUCCAGAGGAGUGUGGGGAAGAGCCACGUCUGCCUUCGCCUUCUUCUAGUAGGGGAGCAGCGGGUACCGCACCAGACCUGCCAGCGUGCACCCGGGAGAGUGCUGGCCAAGAUGCACCCACCUCUGGCAGCACCGCCCCACCUGAUGUGGUGCAGCGCAGCCACGCCCUGGCCUACCCGGACAUCACCAACUUCCUGUCGGUGGAGACUCGCGCACGCUCACAUGGCUCACGCUACAGCGAGAGCAACUUCAGCGUGGACGAGCAGGAGCUGUCACGCACUGAGUUUGACUCAUGUGACCAGUACUCCAUGGCGGCUGAGAAGGACUCGGGCCGCUCGGACGUCUCCGACAUGGGCUCAGACAACUGCUCGCUGGCUGAUGAAGAGCAGACGCCACGUGACUUCCCUGGCCACCGUUCUCUGCGCACAGCCGCACUCUCACUCAAGUUGCUAAAGAACCAGGAGGCGGACCAGCAGAGUGCCCGCCUCUUCGUCAAGUCGCUAGCCGCGCUGUUGCCGCGCCUCCUGGCUAUGUGCAGCCCGACCGAUGUAGACGUGGCCUUCCAGAGCUUCUCCUCCACCUUCUGCUCUGGCUUGCAAGCAGGGGGCAUCCACUCUCCUGGCUUCGAGGGCAGUGAGAAUCUGAGUUGCCAGGCUCUGAUGAACGCUGACGGACUGUAUCUGGUGUCUUACUAUGCCUUGCUCCUCAACCUCAAACUCUGCAUCUGCGACUACUACCACAGGAAGCCCACGCCAGCCCCCAUCACUCUGAAAGAGUUUGUGCGUCAGAUCCAGAGCAGUGGAGUACUGGUGGUGCUCUCUCAGGCCUGGAUUGAGGAAAUGUACCACCAGGUACUGGAGAGGAACAUACUGGGCGAGGCUGACUACUGGGGCUCUCCUGAGAACCACUCCCUCCCUCUCAUCACCAUGCUUACUGAUAUUGAUGGUCUUGGCAGCAGUGCUAUUGGAGGUCAACUGAUCAGAAGGGCCUCAAUGCAAUCACCCUUUAUAAGUGAUAAGAAUGGCAGUGACACCAUGGCAGCAGGUGUUGUCUUUGCCCGCUACAUCCUGACUGGUUGCUGGAAGAACCUGAUCGACACCCUGUCCACGCCCCUCACUGGCCGCAUGGCCGGGAGCUCACGGGGGCUGGCCUUCAUCCUGGGGGCGGAGGGUGUGAAGGUGCAGAACCAGAGGGAGCGUGACACCAUCUGCCUAAGCCUGGACGGCCUGAGAAAGGCAGCUGCGCUCAGCUGCGCUUUGGGCGUGGCUGCCAACUGUGCGUCAGCUGUAGCCCAGAUGGCAGCGGCUUCCUGCGUUCAGGAGGAGAAGGAAGAGAGAGAUUUGCUUGAGGCUGGAGAUGCUAUUACUCAAGUCAAACAGCGAAUGGAGCAGAAGCUGGAGCAGAUGAGCCGUUGUCAGGGAGUAAAGCUGCAUACGGCCCAUGUGCUGUGCAUGGACGCUAUUCUCAACGUGGGACUAGAGAUGGGGAGCCAUAACUACGACUGCUGGCCCCAUGUCUUCAGGGUGAUGGAGUAUGUGAGCUCACUGGAGCACACCCACUUCAGUGAUGGCACCCCACAGCCUCCGGUGGCCAUCACUCAGACACCGCAGCAGGUGUCGGUAGCAGGGCUGGCAGGCGCAGCUGUGGAGUUGGACGCCGAGUGUGGCCCAUCCCUGGAUCUCAGCCUGGGCCACCCGGUCAUCCAGCCGCUCUCCAUACAGGAGCUCCUGCGCGAAGGCAGCCAAGCCAGAGGCUUCGACCUCCGGGGGGGCAGCCUGCUGAUGGGCACUGCCGCCGCCAAGGCCGUGUACGCACUCUCAACGCAGGCAGACAGACUGUAUGAAGAUGCAGUGAGCAAACUUAACCUGGUGGGUCUGGUGGGUUUCCUGCACCAGCUGAGGAAAGCCUCCCAGUCACAGCUUUUUGAUUCAGUCACAGAGACAGGAGAUUACUCCUUAGCCAUGCCAGGGGAGGCGAAAUCGACUCACGACAAGCGUAGUGCCCUCCAUCUCUUCAGGCUGGGAGAGGCCAUGCUUCACGUCGUGCGGAACAGAAGCAGACCUCUACUGCACAUGAUGAGAGCCUGGAGUGUGGUGGCCCCUCACCUGGUAGAGGCCGCCUGUCACAAAGAACGACAUGUGUCACAGAAGGCUGUGUCGUUCAUCCACGAUGUGCUGGUGGAGGUGCUGACCAGCUGGGCAGAGCUAGCGCACUUCCACUUCAACGAGGCACUGUUCCGGCCCUUUGAGCACAUCAUGCAGCUGGAACUGUGUGAUGAGGACGUGCAGGACCAGGUGAUCACCUCCAUUGGGGAGCUGGUGGAACUGUGCUCUCCUCAGAUCCAGUCCGGCUGGAGGCCACUCUUCAGCGCCCUCCGCACCGUGCACGGAAGCAAGAGCGACAUGAAGGACUAUCUGAUUGGAGAAUACUCUAUGGGCAAAUCCCAGGCACCUGUGUUCGACGUCUUUGAAGCCUUCAUUAACACAGACAACAUUCAGGUUUUUGCCAACGCAGCAACUGACUACAUCAUGUGCCUUAUGAAAUUCGUGAAAGGGUUAGGUGAAGUGGAUUAUAAGGAGAUUGGGGAUUGUGUUCACAUGAGUGGAUAUAGCUCUACAGACCUGUGCCUUCCUGCCCUGGACUACCUGAGGAAGUGCUCACACCUACUGGCCAGGAUCUACAAGAUGCCUUCUAAGCCGGUGUUUCUGGGGGCACGGCUGGCCAGCCUGCCAAUGAGAGCCCAGGAACGCUCAGUGAGCAGCGAAGAUGGCUUGGACUGCAUUCUAGCUGAGUUCGACGAUGAUACAGGUCUAAUCCAGGUGUGGAUCCUCCUGUUGGAGCAGCUGACUGCAGCUGUAUCUAACUGCCCCCGUCAGCACCAACCACCCACCCUGGAGCUGCUGUUUGAGCUACUCCGAGAGGUCACCAAAACGCCAGGCCCAGGCUUUGCCAUAUUCUCUGUCAUCCAGCUUCUUCUGCCAGUCAUGUCGCUAUGGCUACAGCGUAGCCAUGGAGACUACUCAUACUGGGAUGUUGCUGCUGCAAACUUCAAGCAUGCCAUCGGCCUGUCCUGUGAACUGGUGGUGGAGCACAUUCAAAGCUUCAUACAUUCAGACAUGGGUUAUGAGAGUCUCAUUAACCUGAUGCUGAAGGACCUCUUCAAGCUGCUGGUGGCGUGUGUGUCUGAGCCUGCAGAGAUCAUCUCUCGCGUGGGCUGCUCCUGCAUCAGGUAUGUGCUGGUGACAGCAGGGCCUGUCUUUUCUGAGGAGAUGUGGAAGCUGGCCUGCUGUGCCCUGCAAGAUGCCUUCUCAGCCACCCUUGAACCAGUGAAGAAUCUGCUUGCCUGUUUCCGGAGUGGCUCAGACACUUUCACGGGCGACGCAUGUGAGGUGAAAGUAGCGGCGCCGACCCACUCUGCUUCCGCGGAGGCCGAGUACUUGAGGAUUCGUGCAAUGGCACAACAGGUCUUUAUGCUGGAUACACAGUGCUCUCCUAAGACACCCAGCAGCAAAGAAGGUUUUGAGCAUGCUCAGUCCUGUGUGCUCAUCAUUGAACUUCCUGCAGACCAGCAAUCCAAUGGUCACACUCAGAAGAGGAAAAUUGGAAUUCCUUUCCGGACAAUAGUGGUGAGUCUGCUGUCCCAUCAAGUGCUCCUACAAAACCUCUAUGACAUCCUGCUGGAAGAGUUUGUGAAGGGCUCAGGAAGCACUGAGGCCCACGAUCGGGUCACACCCGUGUCAGAGCCCAAGUCUGCUGGCUUCCUGCGCUAUAUCUCCAUGCAGAACCUGGCCAUCAUCUUCGACCUGCUGCUGGAAUCGUAUUGCACGGCACGAGACUUUGAUACUCGGCCUGGACUCAAGUACCUCCUUAUGAAGGUGUCGGGGGUGUGCAGCGCUGCUAACCUCUACCGCCAGUCCGCCAUGAGCUUCAACAUCUACUUCCAGGCUCUGCUGUGUGCCAUGCUGGUCAACCAGGACAACAUCACGGUGGACCAGGUGAAGAAGAUCCUCAGCGAAGAGGAGGAGGGCACCUCGGACUCAUCCGAGCAGUGCUCGUCUGAAGAUGAGGACAUCUUCGAGGAGACGGCACAGGUGAGCCCUCCCCGUGGGCGGGAGAAGCGCCAGUGGCGCGUGCGCGUGCCCUCGUUGAGCACACAGCCAGCCAGCAGUGCUGACUGGGCCUGGCUGGUCACUCGGUUGCACAAGCUCUGCGCAGACCUCUGCAACAACUACAUCCAGAUGCACCUGGACCUGGAGAGUGGCAGCGAGGAGCAGCCCACCCUGCGGCCCGACGCCCUCUUCUUCCUUCCCCUUUUCCCAUCUGAGACGUCCACGCCUUCAGUCGGGGGGCCCUCUGGCCAUGGCACGCCCUCUGAGGAUGGGCUUCGCCCUCAUUCAGCUGACGCGCUACCCGAGGAGCGGCGUAGCCCUGGGGCAAUUGCUGGGCCAGGCAUUACCAUGCCGCAGCUCCAGCAGUGGGCUGAGAGGCGUGGCGAGGCCGCCCGAAAGAAGGAAUGGUGGGAGAGUGCCGGCAACAAGCUGUACAGCAUUGCUACAGAUAAAACCAUCACCAAGCUGAUGAUCGAGUACAAGAAGCGUAAGCAGCAGCACAACCACGCUGCAUUCGUGAGGGAGGCAAAGGCUGGUGAGAGGAGAGCAGACACAGCGGACUCGCAGGGGCCCCAGAGGCCCCAGCAGCUGGUGGAGCAGGGGCCCAUGCGCCACUCGUUCAGUGCAGGGCCAGAGCUACUGCGGCAGGACAAGCGGCCCCGCUCGGGCUCUACUGCCAGCUCCCAUAAUGUCUCUCUGAGAGACUCGGAGGCACAAAUACAAGCAUGGACCAAUAUGGUCCUUACCAUCCUGAACCAAAUCCAACUGCUGUCAGACCCCAUCUUCAUCGCCCUCCAGCCGGUCGUAUUCCCGUGCAUCAGUCAGCUGACAUGUCAUGUGACUGACCUCAGAGUGCGGCAGGCAGUGCGUGAGUGGCUGGGACGUGUAGGUCGAGUGUAUGACAUCAUCCUGUGAGGAGAUUGCUGUUUUUUGUUUGUUUGAUGCAUUGUUUAUUUUUGUCGUCGUUGUUGCUGGUAUCAUGAAUUGGCUUUGCCCGUAGUCCCAUUUGAUUGUAAUUUUUUUUUUUUGCCUUGACAUUGUAGCACUCAUUGGGCUAUAAAGGAUUUCUUCUGUAUAAAUUACUUUAUUUAUUGUUGAUCCCUGUAAUCUCUGCAGAACAUAUUUAUGUGAUCGCUGUGCAAAAUGUAAGAUAUUACAACACGGAAUCUAUAAUUUAUUAUUCAGUGUCUUUUGAAAUUACUUUAUUCAUAUUAUUUUAUCUAUCAUUAUGUAUCCAUCAGCUUUAAUAUUUAACGCCCAUGAAUCAAUGGUUACUUCAUGCAAUUUUGUUGACUCGGUAACCAAUGUCUAUGAUAUAAUAAAGUUUUUUUAAUGCUAUGAUAGUUCACUGGUUGUAGAUAUUUAGCCUGAAAUGGAUUUAAAUCCUUCUCUGAUGUCCAAAAAAGCACAUGUAAUGGGUUCAUUCCCAACAUGCAUUCUUACACUGUAUGCUGUAGGUGUGUGCAGUCUUAUCCGAUAAGUCUACAGUGACUGCAGGCAUAUCUGCAGGCUCUUCUGCAGGUUUUCCUUCCAGCCCAGAAGGAGCACACCUGAUGCAAUUAAUGCCGUCUUUGAAGACAGAGACCGACUGAUUAACAAGCGCAAACAAGUGAGUUCCUUCUCGAUUUAGAAUGAAUCCCCGCAGUUGCUUGCACAUAAAUCUGCGCUCUGCUGUUAUUUUUGCUAUUUUUGCCAUCACAAGAAAAUCUCAAACUUUUUGAGGUGAGGAGAAAUUGUUCAGAGUUUCCAUUAGCUUUGGCAGUUGAAAUAGUUGAAAACUCCACAUAUAAGGACUGCAGGACAGACCCUCCUCCUCUUGAUGCUGGCCUCAGGUUCCGUAACCCUUAAUGACUUAAGUCUUAAUAACUUUUAAUAGCUCCUUAGGUUUUUGCUUGAGCCCUUUGGUCAUACAUUUUCAUUACAGUUUCCACAUCUAUGAAUGGAUUAUUACUACUGUAUAUAGCACAGCUGUGUGUUGCGAAUGCUGUUAAAUGGGCAACAGAAGCAAAUGUAUCUCUUCAAAAGUGCUUCAGUUGGCAGUUUUUGUCGCUUUAAUGUCGGUUUCUUAGUUGGUUUCUAACAGUGGCUGUGACUUAAACAUUUACUGUACUGUUUGUGAGCUUAAUGGAGAAAUGUUUGAAACUGCAGGAUAUUUUCAUGCAUCCUGAAGAACGGAUUGUUCAGUAAUCAUUUCUGUAAGCAAUGCAUCAUGUGACCUGUAUGUGUCAAUGGACUUUUUCAAAGACUGUGAUCUAGGAGCACACAUAUCCAAGGAUUUAUUAAUAGGCUUAGCUACUAUGUGUUAAGUAAAAUAUGUAUGUUUUAAUAUAUUUUGUUCACCAUAAAUUACCAAGCAAAAUUACUACAAAAUACUUGUUCUGAUAAUUUUAUGCAGUUAUAACUGACAGAAUCCAGUAACCCUAGAAUAGGCAACCCUCAUAUAUAGUAUUUAAGCACAGGUUUUGUUGGGCUUGUAUUGCACAAAGGAAAACUAUGCUGAAUUCAAAUGUAAAAACCUAUCACAAAUUCCUGUGCAUUAUUUGACAGACAGUUAAAUAUGAUUGUUUCAGUGAAUGAAAAGGACCAAAGACGUCUAUUAAAAUGACUGGGAGUGUGACUCUAUGUGCUUUAUUGAGUUUGUAACUAAGAGUUAAAGUAUGAGCUGUUUUUGUUGUGUGUUUUAAGGCAAAUUUUGUCUUAACAGAAUUGAUGUAUUUUGGUCAGGAGUUUUCCUCUUUUUUAUUAAUAACAAGUCAACAUUUCUAAACCAAGGGGAUAAUAUUUAUUGCUAUCUUAGUAGGAGAUCAGAAGUGAUAUUUGUGCAAAUUCACCCUUUCAUAAAUAUGAUUCAAGUUCAACAACCAUGUCAUUACAGGUGGUCAUUUGGUCAUUUCUUGUGUAUAUUUACCAUUUUCUGUUUCUUUAAGAGACUUUUAUGUAUAGUAAUGGCUCAUAUACACAUGAUCUUGCAUAUUUGUUUUGACUUCUGAGACCCUACCACCUUAAAAAUAAAAGUGUGAUCCACCUCACACGUGUGAACCUGUGAUCCAUCUCACUUCACCUCAAUUGAUGCAAAGCAAACAAAUUAUUCAAAUAAAGUAAUGCCAUAUGAUUUUUUUUCCCCACUGAAUUUACUGUUGACUUCAGUCAGCUCAUGAACUAUCAAUCAGUGACACUCUAGUGCUAUGUAUUUUAAGUUUAAUACAGAACCGCAUAAUCUCUUGAUUAUGAGGCCUUAUGAUUAUAUAAUAAUGGUACAACCUUGUCUGAAUGUUUAAAGACCUGGAGAAAUGUUAUUUAUUUUAACCUUAUUUUCAUAUUUUUUGUGCCACAACAAACUUGCGGUAGACAUACUGUAUGUGCACAUGCUGAAUACCUGUUUGCCAGAUGUUAAUUCAUGUGUUAUAGAAUAAAAACACAAAGUUAGUA